Peronospora matthiolae is the source of this 1680-nucleotide messenger RNA. Lineage: Eukaryota; Oomycota; Peronosporomycetes; Peronosporales; Peronosporaceae. The record is from the annotation of a GenBank genome assembly.
AUGGCUACAGUUCUCUCGACGCCGUCGAGCCAGCGUCUGGCACUUCUGGUACUCCUCAUCUUCUCAUGCACGCGUGCAGCUGCUUCUUCCAAGUCGACACCCGACAACGUGGCGUCCGAAGCGGACCGACGGGGUUUCCAGUGGCUAAAUGAAGGCGUCACGCUGACGAAUAAAGUGCUUGAGUGGGACCAGCAGCAGAGCUUUUGUUUCUACGAAAACGCGUCGCUGCAUGUCCGAAUGGACCCCUUGAACAGCCCGCUGCAGCCGACGCUUAUUCAGACGCUGGGCCAGUCGCGUGAAGCCAACGUGCUGUUCGGAUGGACGAACGCCACGUUGUGGUACUUGCAACGCUCUGCUUGGCCGUUGCGUCCAGUGUUGUGGGCUUGGAGUGAGCUGCGGGUUCUGGUGCACAGCUCCAACGUUCACCAAUUGAGCUUUACAUUUGCACGCACACCAGGACUACUCUGUCGUAGCGUCAUAAAUGCCGGGCACAUGACUCCAGAGCUUGGGAACUAUGUGCCGCUGUAUGUGGUCGACGCAGUGGAGUCUUUUCUUUUUGUAGCAUCUAAACUCGUGUGCGAAAACUGUGUCGGCGGCUGCCCGCUUGAAUGUGAAGGAGUGCAAGAUGUCGAUGAUUCGUGCAUGCUGACGCUCAGUCCGUAUCACGCACCAUGCAUAACGGUCACAGGGCCUGCGAAGCCGUUCAUCUCGACGUCAUCGCCAGAGUUUGACUUUGAUUUCACGUUUCUUACGUAUUUGUCGUGGGUGUAUGCGCAAAACUUUUGCGUAGGCCUGCUGCUCUUUUAUCUAUCAGAGCGGCUUGCACGCUCUCGCACUUUCCACUACAUGCUGGGUGCAGUCAUGGGAGUCUUGUUAUCGGCGCUUCUAGCGCUCUAUCUUUUCCAGCGCCAGGCUCGAAAUACUACCAACAUGUUGCCAGGCGCGCAGCUCUUUUCCUCUCUGGCUGCCUUAGCGACUGUUGCUGUUCCAGUCACUGGCUUCGUGGUCAUGCCCAACCUGUAUCGACUCGGAUCUUGGGCCGUCUCCUACCUAGUGUACUUGUGGAAUCGCGAAGUACUGUUCGGUAUUCCGCAUCUGGGUAAGAUUUACUUCGCCUUUUUUGCUCUCUUCGGGUGUGUUCUUGUUUGGUGGUACCAGUGGGGAACGUCGGUCAAGCCACAUACGGAGCCGCAAGAAGAAGAAGAGAUUGAGGAGAUUGGCAAUUUGGACGAUGAGUUGCCACCACCGACGAAUUCGCAGCUGAUCAUGUCGCGCUCAUUAAAGGUGCUGGGCAUGACGUUGCUGUUCCACAGCACAUCGUCAACUGAGGCAUCCCUGUUGUUGGUCCUUCUCGUAUCGCUCACGCGUGCCUUCGAGAUCAUAGCAACCAUCGCGUACUUUUGGUAUCAUUUCGAGAAGCCCGGUCGUCACAGCGCCCUAAUCUCGAAGUCAGAGUACGAGAAGCAAGGACAGACCGAAACGGAUAAAGCAUUGGCGCAGUUGCAGAAGUACUUGAAAGAGAACCCGGACGAGAUGGAUAAGGUUCGAGAAGACAACGAAAUUCGUCUUCGGCGUUUUACCAGAGGCCGCAACCACCUGGAUGUGGCCACACGGGAGUCGAUGCUUUUGCGUCAGCGCAAUCAGAAUCGGUCUUUCUGGUCGUACUGCUCCAUCCAGUAG